AAGUUUAAAUUAAUAUCAGUUUUUGCUUAUCAGCUAUGGACUUGUAUUACACACCGGGCUCAGCGCCAUGCCGCGUGGUCCUUCUGGUCGCCGCGGCGCUGGACAUCCAGCUGAACCUUAAGGAACUUAACCUACAAGCCGGAGAACACAUGACAACAGAAUUUCUAAAGUUAAAUCCCCAACAUACGGUACCAACGCUAGUGGAUGACGGAUUUGCGCUCUGGGAGUCUCGCACGAUAGGCCGUUACCUGAUCAGAAAGUACAAUAACAAAGAGCUGUACCCUGAGGACAUUAAGAUUAGGGCACUGAUCGAUCAACGACUGGACUUCGAUUUGGGGACUCUUUAUCCAAGAUUCGGAAACUUCUUUUAUCCCCAAAUUUUUGCCGGGAAACCUGCUGACGAGAGUCUAUUCAAAAGAUUGGGGGAGUCUCUGGAUUUCUUCAAUUCGUUCCUGAAAGGCCACAAGUAUGCAGUCGGAGACACCCUCACGCUCGCGGAUCUGAGCUUGGUUGCUACUGUUUCUACGAUAGAAGCAGCGGGAGUUAGUUUACACUCGUAUCCACGAGUUGAGCGAUGGUUUGAGUUGGUGAAGUCUACCGCAUCAGGUUAUGAAGAGGCUAACGAAAAAGGCCUCAAAAAGUUUAAGACUCUAGUUGCUAACAUCAAAGCCAAAACGGAACUUUAA
Cydia amplana is the source of this 686-nucleotide messenger RNA. It is a transcript of the gene GSTd3, whose product is annotated as glutathione S-transferase 1-like. Gene Ontology annotation, biological process: glutathione metabolic process. Gene Ontology annotation, molecular function: glutathione transferase activity. The coding region runs from base 36 to 686 and encodes 216 amino acids. NCBI's taxonomy places the organism in Eukaryota, Metazoa, Arthropoda, Insecta, Lepidoptera, Tortricidae. The record is from RefSeq and is a predicted model, not a curated record. The transcript is spliced from 6 exons.